ACCUGUCUGGAACCAUGAAGACCAAGAACCGGCCCCCCAGGCGCCGGGUGCCUCCACAAAACACAGAGGUCACCUCAGGGGAUCAGACCCCUGAGAGGCCCCAGCCUGGCUCCGCGGCCCAGCCGGCCAAGGGCCUGCGGAGCAGGACAGCGCGGAUGCAGGGGGUGCGGGCCGAGGGCGGGCGCCGGCGGCAGGGGCCCUCGGGGCCUGCGGCCCGGCGGGAGAGCAGCAUCCAGCGGCGGCUGGAGAGCAACGAGCGGGAGCGGCAGCGCAUGCACACGCUGAACAACGCCUUCCAGGCGCUGCGCGAGGUCAUCCCCCACGUGCGCGCCGACAAGAAGCUCUCCAAGAUCGAGACCCUCACGCUGGCCAAGAACUACAUCAAGUCGCUGACGGCCACCAUCCUGACCAUGUCCAGCGGUCGCCUCCCGGGCCUGGAGGGGCCAGGCCCGAAGCUCUACCAGCACUACCAGCAGCAGCAGGCGGCCGGGGGCACGUUGGGCGCCACCGAGUCCCAGCCCGAGGGCCACCUGCAGAAGUACUCCACCCAGAUCCACAGCUUCCGGGAGGGCUCUUAGCACCUGCCCCGGCCCCACCAAGAGCCCGACUGGUGGUGACACGCCACAUGGACACGGCCCCAGCGGCUUCAUUUUCCCUGAACACUCAGCUGCCUUUCUGGAACACGUCCUGGCUCCCAAGGGACAAGACCUGGCCGAGGCCACGGCCCUGCGUGGCACAAAGCCCAAACCUUCGCGUAGGUCCCGGGACCUGCUUUCUUUCACUUGACUAGGCAAGAGCUGACAGGCCUUUAUAACUAAACUCUCUUCACUCCUGGCUCCCCCUGGAGGCAGGGGACGUUCCAGGAAGAGGUGUCCUCGGUAAGUCUCCCCUGUUACUCCUGAGGCCCAGGCCUGGAAAGGGACCUCCCCGAACCUGCAGCAGAGCCUCCUCCUUCAGGCUACAUGGAGGCACAGAGCAAAGCCCAUGGCCACUCGGGGAGUGGGGCCACGCCGAGACAGCACCUCGCUGUCAGGUGGAACCCUAACCAGAUGACCUCAAGUUGAUCCUGAAGGGGGCUUCAGCGGUCCUGGAGGGGCUGGGGUGUUCUCCUGCCUCCUCCUGUGCAGGGGGCUCCUGACUGCGGAGGGACUGAGCCGGGCCAGGGGGCCUGUGGCCUGGUGCCGAGGGCGCUGGAGGCAGGACGGGGAGCGGGGCUGCUGGGCCCUGGCUCCCCGAGCGGCUGGGCUCGGCUCCGGCCCCGGGGAAGGUCCCUCCCCAGGCCUCCCUUGCGUCCCUCCCAGGUUGGCUGCUCAUUGUCAUCGUUGUCACCGACUGGGCGGUCUGACAGCACUUUAGAGUGUCAUUGGGCCCUGGUUGGGGUUGGGGGCCCCGUGGGGCCCCCUACAGGGAGGAGCCUGGGCGGCAGAGCCCCCUCCCCCCCGCGGUGUGCUCCACCGGGGCUGGACUGGCACGUUGGCAGGUGUCCGCGGGCUUGGACCGGGCUUCCUUCUGUGGUGUUCCUGCCCCAUUGGCGUCGACAGGCUUGGCGACUUUGCUCCCAACUGGCUGGCAUCUCCCCUCCCUUGUCCUUCUGCUUACAGCCCAUGUGGGGAGGGCACAAGGCCCUUGGCAGCCUCAGGCAGGAACCACAGUGACCGGGGCUGUGGCGAGGGCAGGGCCAGCCUGGCACAUGGGGGUGGGGUCCCCUGUGCCCAGAGCUGCCCCGUACGCCCUCCGGGGGCAUUGUGGGUCGGGGGUGGGCUGGUCCAGGAAUGUCACAGCCGAGGGCUUGUCCCUGAUGCGUGGCCUCGCUGUCCCAUCCCUGGUUGACCCGGCGCAGCCAUUUAAUGAGUUUCCGGGCUGUGCGUCAGCCCUGGCAGCUUUAAGGACAGCAGGUGGCACCCUUCGGAACAGCCAUUUGCCACCUCUGUUCUAACUUACCCGGUCAGGUGCUGGCUGGGCCCUCCCCGGCCCCUCUGGAAGGUGGCCCAAGGAGGCCUGUCCUUCAGCGCGGGGCCGGCGGGAGCCCCAGGUGCCCCUGGACUGCCCCGGCGGGCAUGGCUGCUCUGGAAGGGCCCUGCGGUGACGGCCAGGACAGUCCACCGACAGGAGCCAAGGCCAAGGCAACCCUGAGCUCGGGACAGACGGGGUCCGUGCGACCCCCGCUGUGGGGGGGCCUGCUGGCUGGACACAAAAAGGCGAGGCCUGCGGACCCGGCGGCUCUUGUGGUGGCUGGGCCAAGGCCGGAGCGGCGCUCGGCGCGCCCCUGGACUUGCUGAACCGAAAGCACGGGGCGGGCGCAGGCGCCCCGCGGAGGCUCUCUGUCCAGGAGCCGGCGCCCAGUGACGGAGCGGCAGGAGGGCGCGGGGUCGCCCCCUUGCGGGGUGACAGCCCUGGGGGCUCUCUCCCCCUCUGUCCCAGUCUUGUACCUGCGCCUCCUCUGCCCCCUGAGGGUGCCCGGGCCCAGAUGCCCAGUCCUUCUCCGCUGGAGGCUGGAGGCCGUCCGCGUGCCCUGUGCCCGCCUCGCCAAGGAUCCUUAAAGGUCUCAGUCUCACUUUCGGGGGGCUGAAUGUGGGCGGAGUGAGGAGACAGGUCUGGUGACAGGCAGGUAAGGUCUGCCGCUGCUGUCUGCCCCCUCGACCCUCCGCGUCGACCCCACG
Pteronotus mesoamericanus is the source of this 2660-nucleotide messenger RNA. RefSeq names its product basic helix-loop-helix family member a15 (gene BHLHA15). Bases 15 to 578 code for a protein of 187 amino acids. Gene Ontology annotation, cellular component: nucleus. Lineage: Eukaryota; Metazoa; Chordata; Mammalia; Chiroptera; Mormoopidae. The record is from RefSeq and is a predicted model, not a curated record. The transcript has a single exon. Gene Ontology annotation, molecular function: E-box binding; DNA-binding transcription factor activity, RNA polymerase II-specific; protein dimerization activity. Gene Ontology annotation, biological process: axon development; sensory organ development; positive regulation of transcription by RNA polymerase II.